Molecule: messenger RNA, 345 nt
Organism: Belonocnema kinseyi
Lineage: Eukaryota; Metazoa; Arthropoda; Insecta; Hymenoptera; Cynipidae
Product: nucleosome assembly protein 1-like 1
Exons: 1
Coding region: 31-345 (104 amino acids)
Biological process (GO): nucleosome assembly
Cellular component (GO): nucleus
Source: RefSeq, a predicted model, not a curated record
AAGCGAAUUAAUUUCGCAAUUGCGCAACAGAUGCUUCCGGCGCCGGUGAAGAGGCGCAUCAAGGCCUUGAAGCAACUUCAAUUAAAAACAACCAAUAUCGAGGCGAAGUUUUUCCAAGAGGUCCACGAGCUUGAAUGUAAAUACUAUCAAAUGUGCGUUCCUCUCUACGACCAGAGAAGUCAAAUAGUAUCUGGAGUCUAUGAACCGACGGACGAGCAAUGUGCUUGGGAAAGCGAAGAGGAAGAAGAACUUAGCAAUGAUCUCAAGUCCAAGGUCAAUAUCGAUAUCAAGGAUGAGAGUGAGAUAAAAAAAGAAGCUGAAAUCAAAAAAGACACAGAGGAGUGA